AUGGCGUCGUCUAGGCAAAACGAGGCACUUACACUUCACCGCCAGCUUGCGCUCCCGUCCGUCACUUCACCAGGAUCGGCCGUCACAAGCGCGCGGCAGAGCGAGCCGUCAUCGUCACGCAGCGCCACCACCAUCGCCUCUCGCCACGCGACGCCUUCGCCGUCUUCGAUCUCACUCCCCUUGCCGCGCUGCACUCUCCCCCCCUCUCCUCUCCCCCCUCACCCCCUGCGCUGCUACGAGUCGACUCAAACCGCCACCACCAUGGCCUCUCGCCGCUCCCCGCCCUCAGCAUUGUCGCUUUCUCUUUCCCCUGCUGCGCUGCUCGUUCUAGGCCUGGCUCUUCUCGGCCUAUCCUGGCCGUCCAUCGCGUCGUCCCGACGCGUGCUGCUGCAGGCCGGCGGCGCGGCAUCGGACGGCGCGGCGGCGUUCGGCAGCCGUGUGAUUUUCAACUCGAUGCAGAACGUGGGCGUGCAGGACGGCGGGGCCAUCUCGCUCACGCUCGACCGCACGGGAGGUGCGAAUAGAGGGCAUGCUCUUGCUUCUCUUGAGGGCAGUGCUCUUGCUUCUCUUGAGGGCAGUGCUCUUGCUUCUCUUGAGGGCAGUGCUCUUGCUUCUCUUGAGGGCAGUGCUCUUGCUUCUCUUGAGGGCAGUGCUCUUGCUUCUCUUGAGGGCAGUGCUCUUGCUUCUCUUGAGGGCAGUGCUCUUGCUUCUCUUGAGGGCAGUGCUCUUGCUUCUCUUGAGGGCAGUGCUCUUGCUUCUCUUGAGGGCAGUGCUCUUGCUUCUCUUGAGGGCAGUGCUCUUGUUUCUCUUGAGGGCAGUGCUCUUGCUUCUCUUGAGGGCAGUGCUCUUGCUUCUCUUGAGGGCAGUGCUCUUGCUUCUCUUGAGGGCAGUGCUCUUGCUUCUCUUGAGGGCAGUGCUCUUGCUUCUCUUGAGGGGAGUGCUCUUGCUUCUCUUGAGGGCAGUGCUCUUGCUUCUCUUGAGGGCAGUGCUCUUGCUUCUCUUGAGGGCAGUGCUCUUGCUUCUCUUGAGGGCAGUGCUCUUGCUUCUCUUGAGGGCAGUGCUCUUGCUUCUCUUGAGGGCAGUGCUCUUGCUUCUCUUGAGGGCAGUGCUCUUGCUUCUCUUGAGGGCAGUGCUCUUGCUUCUCUUGAGGGCAGUGCUCUUGCUUCUCUUGAGGGCAGUGCUCUUGCUUCUCUUGAGGGCAGUGCUCUUGCUUCUCUUGAGGGCAGUGCUCUUGCUUCUCUUGAGGGCAGUGCUCUUGCUUCUCUUGAGGGCAGUGCUCUUGCUUCUCUUGAGGGCAGUGCUCUUGCUUCUCUUGAGGGCAGUGCUCUUGCUUCUCUUGCUUCUCUUGAGGGCAGUGCUCUUGCUUCUCUUGAGGGCAGUGCUCUUGCUUCUCUUGAGGGCAGUGCUCUUGCUUCUCUUGAGGGCAGUGCUCUUGCUUCUCUUGAGGGCAGUGCUCUUGCUUCUCUUGAGGGCAGUGCUCUUGCUUCUCUUGAGGGCAGUGCUCUUGCUUCUCUUGAGGGCAGUGCUCUUGCUUCUCUUGAGGGCAGUGCUCUUGCUUCUCUUGAGGGCAGUGCUCUUGCUUCUCUUGAGGGCAGUGCUCUUGCUUCUCUUGAGGGGAGUGCUCUUGCUUCUCUUGAGGGCAGUGCUCUUGCUUCUCUUGAGGGCAGUGCUCUUGCUUCUCUUGAGGGCAGUGCUCUUGCUUCUCUUGAGGGCAGUGCUCUUGCUUCUCUUGAGGGCAGUGCUCUUGCUUCUCUUGAGGGCAGUGCUCUUGCUUCUCUUGAGGGCAGUGCUCUUGCUUCUCUUGAGGGCAGUGCUCUUGCUUCUCUUGAGGGCAGUGCUCUUGCUUCUCUUGAGGGCAGUGCUCUUGCUUCUCUUGAGGGCAGUGCUCUUGCUUCUCUUGAGGGCAGUGCUCUUGCUUCUCUUGAGGGCAGUGCUCUUGCUUCUCUUGAGGGCAGUGCUCUUGCUUCUCUUGAGGGCAGUGCUCUUGCUUCUCUUGAGGGCAGUGCUCUUGCUUCUCUUGAGGGCAGUGCUCUUGCUUCUCUUGAGGGCAGUGCUCUUGCUUCUCUUGAGGGCAGUGCUCUUGCUUCUCUUGAGGGCAGUGCUCUUGCUUCUCUUGAGGGCAGUGCUCUUGCUUCUCUUGAGGGCAGUGCUCUUGCUUCUCUUGAGGGCAGUGCUCUUGCUUCUCUUGAGGGCAGUGCUCUUGCUUCUCUUGAGGGCAGUGCUCUUGCUUCUCUUGAGGGCAGUGCUCUUGCUUCUCUUGAGGGCAGUGCUCUUGCUUCUCUUGAGGGCAGUGCUCUUGCUUCUCUUGAGGGCAGUGCUCUUGCUUCUCUUGAGGGCAGUGCUCUUGCUUCUCUUGAGGGCAGUGCUCUUGCUUCUCUUGAGGGCAGUGCUCUUGCUUCUCUUGAGGGCAGUGCUCUUGCUUCUCUUGAGGGCAGUGCUCUUGCUUCUCUUGAGGGCAGUGCUCUUGCUUCUCUUGAGGGCAGUGCUCUUGCUUCUCUUGAGGGCAGUGCUCUUGCUUCUCUUGAGGGCAGUGCUCUUGCUUCUCUUGAGGGCAGUGAUCUUGUUUCUCUUGAUGGCAGGGCGUGUGGACAGACACACAGAGCGGGGUUUGAGUGCAGCGACGCGUACAGCUUUGGCACGUUCAGUGUGGAGGCCAAGAUGCCGGCCGGCUACUCUGCUGGCGUCUGCGCCACCUACUUCCUGCAGUCAGGGUCAUACGAGCAGCGCAACGAGUGGGACUUUGAGUUCCUGGGCUCGCCCAACACGUCGCUGGGCAUGACCCUGCAGACCAACGCCUUCAUGGGCGGCACGGGCGGCCAGGAGGAGCUCUCUGCGUUUGGCUUCGACCCCGCGGCUGACUUCCACACCUACACCAUCCAGUGGGGGCCCGACCAGACCGUGUAA
Closterium sp. Naga37s-1 is the source of this 2904-nucleotide messenger RNA. The record is from the annotation of a GenBank genome assembly. NCBI's taxonomy places the organism in Eukaryota, Viridiplantae, Streptophyta, Zygnematophyceae, Desmidiales, Closteriaceae.